This is a messenger RNA of Sodiomyces alkalinus F11, 1735 nucleotides long. RefSeq lists its product as hypothetical. The transcript has 2 exons. The record is from RefSeq and is a predicted model, not a curated record. The coding region runs from base 1 to 1497 and encodes 498 amino acids. Gene Ontology annotation, molecular function: N-acetyltransferase activity. NCBI's taxonomy places the organism in Eukaryota, Fungi, Ascomycota, Sordariomycetes, Glomerellales, Plectosphaerellaceae.
AUGGAUGAACCAGAAGGGUUUCUGAGGUACGCCAGCCCAAAUGAACUGCGCACCAUCAGCCGCGAAGAUGUUGGAUUUUACCAUGCCGUCAUCGUCGGGGCCAUCUAUGAUUUUGACAGCGAAGGCGACCCUUUAUCAUCCAGCUUCUACUUCCAUCCGCUAAGGGUCUGUAUCGAGGAACAGCCCUUCCUUUGUGUCGCUGUUAGCGACAUGCACACAGACAAGGCCUUCUAUCAGCGUGUCCCUCGCAUAAACCUGGAAGAACACGUUCUCAUCGAUACAGACAACGGGUCGGCUACUGUCAAGGGGCAUGGAACCGACGACUUGAGAGCAAUGCAGCGGGCACUGGAGGCCAACUUGGACCGACCUUUCCCCCGAGGCGUCCCACCUUGGAGGAUCGUCGUCACGCCACUGCCGUCCUCACCCUCCCGAUGUUUCAUCGCGUUCUGCUAUUCUCACACCGUCGGAGAUGGGCCAACCGGAUUAUCAUUCCAUCGGACAUUUUUACGAGCGUUCCAUACCACUUUCAGAGACAAGCCCUUGUCGAACGCAGUCGAAACGCCCCAAACGCCGUUCCCCAUCCCGUUCGACACUCCCGAGAGGCUUCCCAUCUCCUGGUCCUUCCUAUUGUCGCCUCUCUUAUCCCUCGUCUUCCCACGUUUUCUCACGCAAUGGCUCGGAUUGCGAUCCGGGGCCUCAACCGUCGACGCCGGAACGUGGACCGCCUCGCCUAUCCACUUCAACCCGCACAAGAGUCGUACGAGGAUAGCAUUAUUCGAGAUCGAAGCCGCCGUGUUAGAGAAGGCCCUGCGCGCUGCGAGGAAGCAUGACGCCAAACUUACCGCCGUGCUCGGUCAACUCGUGGCCCGGGCACUGAGCCGGGUCAUCCCGGACAAAGGGGUCACGAAUUUCGUAUCGCAGACACCCGUUAACAUGCGCGGAGCCGUCGGCCUACCGGAGGAUCAGACCGGCCAGUUCGUUUCCGCAAGUUAUGUGCGCCACGAGCGAGCAUUGUGCGGCCGCUCGAGCGAGGACAGCAGCAACGGCCGAGGCAGCGGCGUCCUGUCCGAGCAGGAGUGGACCGCGGCAGCUGCGGCGACGCGGGAGUUCGCUACCUGCGCCGCUACGCUGCAAGACCAGCCCAUCGGGCUCCUGAGGUACCUUCCCAGCGUCAGGAAAUGGACGCUAGGGAAGAUGGGCGAGCCGCGGGACUCGUCGUUUGAGGUCAGCAAUGUCGGGGUCUUCGACGAGGCGCCGGCACUGGCAGGAGAUGACGAUCGGCGAGGCGCCCUCGGGAUAAGGAGGAUGGUGUUUGCGCAACCGGGACAGGUGGCGGGUCCUCCCAUCGCGUUCAGUGUCGUCAGCCUCAAGGGUGGAAGCUUGGUCUGCACAGCGACGUGGCGUGCUGGUGCCUUGGGCGUAUCGGAUGAUGAGGAGGAGUCGUUGGUGGACCGGCUUUGUGCGCUCGUUAAAGCCGACUUUGAGGCACUGGAAUAGGCACCGGGCCGUGGGGCCUAACUUGUCUGGUUCUUAUAAUUCUCCUUCGGGUGAUCAUUUUGGGCUAGACGACCGCAUCUCAGGCCAAAGGAUAGGGCGCCGGACCGAGCCUGCCAUACUCCGUGGUGUGGGCUUCAUGCAUCUAGAAGUAAUUCUCUUUUGGGGCGACUCAAGAGAGCUCGCAGCAUACCACACGUCGUGAUGAUAUAGAUAUUUCAAUUCGACCGUUCUCUACGCC